This is a messenger RNA of Rhea pennata, 1026 nucleotides long. RefSeq lists its product as uncharacterized. The record is from RefSeq and is a predicted model, not a curated record. The transcript has a single exon. Bases 1 to 1026 code for a protein of 341 amino acids. Lineage: Eukaryota; Metazoa; Chordata; Aves; Rheiformes; Rheidae.
AUGGCACGGGAAUCCCGACUGCAAUCCCGAUCCAGAGCACGGGAAUCCCGACCCCGGGGGGGGGGGGGCAAUGUCCCAUCCCAGCGGCAUGGGAAUCCUGACCCCGAGUGUGGGAAUCCCGACCCCGAGCACGGGAAUCCUGACCCCAAAUGUGGGAAUCCUGAGUCUAAGCAUGGGAAUCUUGACCCUGAGCAUGGGAGUCCCGACCCUGAGCACAGGGAUCCUGACCCUGAGCACAGGAAUCCUGACCCCGAGCAUGGGAAUCCCGACCCCAAGUGUGGGAAUCCUGACCCCAAAUGUGGGAAUCCUGAGUCUAAGCAUGGGAAUCCUGACCCUGAGCAUGGGAGUCCCGACCCUGAGCACAGGGAUCCUGACCCUGAGCACAGGAAUCCUGACCCCGAGCAUGGGAAUCCCGACCCCAAGUGUGGGAAUCCUGACCCCAAAUGUGGGAAUCCUGAGUCUAAGCAUGGGAAUCUUGACCCUGAGCAUGGGAGUCCCGACCCUGAGCACAGGGAUCCUGACCCUGAGCACAGGAAUCCUGACCCCGAGUGUGGGAAUCCCAACCCCGAGCGCGGGAAUCCUGACCCCAAAUGUGGGAAUCCUGAGUCUAAGCAUGGGAAUCUUGACCCUGAGCAUGGGAGUCCCGACCCCGAGCACAGGGAUCCUGACCCUGAGCACAGGAAUCCUGAUCCCGAGCAUGGGAAUCCCGACCCCGAGCGCGGGAAUCCUGACCCCAAAUGUGGGAAUCCUGAGUCUAAGCAUGGGAAUCCUGACCCUGAGCAUGGGAGUCCCGACCCUGAGCACAGGGAUCCUGACCCUGAGCACAGGAAUCCUGACCCCGAGCAUGGGAAUCCCGACCCCAGGAGGUGCCAGCGCCCCGGCCCCGCGCGGGGACGGCCGGAGCGUCGCGGCGACGGUGACCUGCGUGCGGCGGACCGGGAGCCUGGGACGGGGGCGACGGCAGGGCCCCGCGUCCCGGGCACGGAGCGAUGCCGGGGAUGGAGGCGAUGCCGGGGACGGGGAUGA